AUGAGCAUUUCGAAGAAGAUUUUCGCUUAUUCAGUCAGGGGAAAGUGAGAUUUUUUUUUCUCCUUUUGAUCAAACCUUAUACGGAAUAAUUCAAAGUGGAAACUUUUUUUUUCACAUUUAUUUUUCAUAGUUAAUAUUCUUUGACGUUUUUACCUGAUGAAAUGAAUAAAAUUUGCCAGGUCAUGGUGGUCUCAUGUGGAAAUGGGGCCGCCGGAUGCGAUUCUCGGUGUAACUGAAGCGUACAAGGCCGACAAGAAUCCGAAGAAGAUCAACUUGGGUGUAGGUGCCUACCGAGAUGACCAGGUUGACCCUGCAGCGAGUUUUCCGGUUAACUUAACCUUCAGGGCAAACCUUUCGUUCUACCAUCAGUCAAGCAGGCUGAGCAACGCAUUCUGGGCGAAAAUUUGGACAAGGAGUACGCAGGAAUCACAGGUAUGAAGAAAAUUAAGUCUUUUUUUCAAAUCAUUGAGUAGGCAUCCCCGAAUUCACCAAGCAAUCGGCCAAGUUGGCGCUGGGAGCCGAUUCAGAAGUCAUCAAGUCGAAGCGCAUUUUCACUACUCAGAGCAUUUCUGGAACCGGAGCUCUGAGGAUUGGCUCCGAGUUUUUGGUGAGUUUUUUUUUGAACUCGUUCAGAUUCUCCAAUGUUUUUUGUAGGCCAAGUUCCACAAGGGAAAGCCGAUCUACCAGCCAACGCCGACUUGGGGAAACCAUGUUCCUGUUUUCAAGUGGGGCUUCAUUUUCAUAAUCUCGAUUUAUGAGCAACUUGAGAUCGGAUAACAGACCGAACAUAAAAAAUUUCGAUCAUUAACUUCAACUAUGAACUUUGAGUCAAUGUUUCCUGAGUCAAAAAAAACUUUUUAAGCACGUUCAGUGUAUCUGAUGAUACUCCGAAUGUUUCAAAAAUAAAUUCCUUUUUUUUCAUUCAACGGUUAAGAUUUUGUAAUUUUUUUUAGAAAACAGGGCACUCGAGAGGAUCUCCGUUUAGUGUACCAAAUAAUUUUCAGUCCGUUUCUUGAAAUUCACGACCAGAAAAAAUUAUUUCCCAUUUUUAGAAGCUCGUUCACUAUUUUUCGUAUGUUUAUACAUAGCAAAGCAAAAAAAAUUUUUUUAUAUAAGUUAUUCUACGAGUAAAAUACUUCCAUUUUAUCCUGAAACUUGAAAAUUUUAUUAAAAUUUUAAAAAAAAAGUGCCGACUAUCCGAAAUGAGUUUAAAUGCUGUUUUUAAAAAACUGUUUAUUGCAUCUUCAAUGUAAGAAUACAUGUGCAAUCGACUUUCAUUGAUUAUAACUGUGUUUAAACGGCAGCAGGAGCUGUGGCUUAGGCAGAGAUGUUGUGAAUUUCGCUCGUAGAACAUCAGGUACAAGUUUCAAUGCAAAACCCUGAAAUUUAAUUUCUCGAGUCCGAUAUUUUUUAGACUUCUUUAUUAAAAACUUUCAGAUUCGCUGGAGUUGAUGUCAAGAACUAUCGGUACUACGACAAGUCGACUUGCGGAUUCGACGAAGCUGGCGCUCUGGAAGACAUUUCCAAGAUUCCAGAAGGCUCCGUCAUUCUACUUCACGCCUGUGCUCACAACCCCACUGGUGUCGAUCCCACUGUAAAAACAUAAUUAGCCGAUAUCAACUCCUUUUUUUCUUUCAGAAAGAACAGUGGAAGAAAAUCUCCGAGGUGGUGAAAAAACGCGGACUUUUCGUCUUUUUCGACAUGGCGUACCAAGGAUUCGCUUCUGGAGACGUCGACCGCGACGCUUUUGCCGUUAGGUAAGUCACUUCUAUGAUAUAUCUUGGCGAAAAAAGGUUUGAAGUUAGUUUAUGUCUGGUCUACCGAUUCAAUUCAUGACUGUCGUUAGUGAAUAUAGGAGUUGACAUCAUCAGAGGAUUUUUGAGACUUUGAAAUUUUUUUCACCUUUUUUUCAUUAAAAAAAUUUUUUUUUGUAUCGGACUUGCGAUUUUACAUAACCUUUUUUUCUUUUUAAAGAUAAAUAAUUCCAAAUGGGCGAGAAAAACGUUGGAAAUCGCAGCAAUGUCUAUGCACAAAACCAAUUUUCAUUUUUUUAAAUUUAUUUCCUCAUUUUUCAUUUCUGAAACUGUCCGUCUUGAAAGAUGACCUUUAGAUAGAAUUUUUUUGAAACAUUCGACAACCAAACCUUAUUUAUUCAUUCUUGAGUAAGAUAGAUAUAUAAAUAAACUUUGGUCCAAUGGAAAUUAUUUUUAUGGUAAGCACCUGCCUUUUGCUGUCAUCUCGGAUGAAGUUGGACUUAAAAAAAAAGCUUAUAAUUUUGUGCAAUUUGAAGUAAAUAUUCGGAAAAGUCUCGAAUGUUUAGCGGAAAGUUUCAUAUACCUGCUUCACUCGAUUCUGUUGAAUUUGGUCGAUUGCUUACACCUUUAUGCCUACGAGUCUAAUGAGUGACUUGGGUUUGCAGGUACUUCUUGAAGGAAGGCCAUGACAUGGUGCUCGCACAGUCCUUCGCCAAGAACAUGGGUCUGUACGGAGAGCGCGUCGGCGCGUUUUCUGUCGUCUGUGCUGACGAAGACGAAGCGGCUCGAGUCGCCUCUCAGGUCAAGAUCCUCAUUCGACCGCUUUACUCCAAUCCGCCGAUUCAUGGCGCCAGAAUCGCCGCCCGAAUUCUCUCCGACGCAGACCUUCACAAGCAAUGGUAAGUCAACAUUUACCAUUUUUUGUGUUAUUAUCGAGACUCUUUUUAAUAAUUAAGCUACUGUCACAAGUGGUGUUUGAGUAUUUCCAUACAAAAAUUUCAGAUCCUUUCUUUAAGUGUACCUAAGAAAAAAGCUCCAACUCUCUGUUUUACCAAUCUAUUUUGCGAAAAUAGCUACAGUAUUGUUAUACUACCGUGUACGAAGUGAUUCCGCGAAAUCCAAUAUAGUCGUCAAAGAAAGAAAAAGAUAACUGAGUUUUAGAAAUUCAGAGAUAAUUUUGCCUAUCGCGUAAAUGACUUUGAACCCGGCAUAGGCGUUUUUCACAUUGAAAAAAUUACAAAAACAGCUGAAUGACGACGGCAGUGUAUUCAGUUGAAUUUAUAUUAUAGCUCCAUCCUUGCAGUUUUGAAAAUCUUUCUACUUGAUUUUUUUUUCUCGGGAAAAAAUGAAUUACUAUCGAGGAGAGAUACCGUGUAAAGUCUUCACUCACUUCUAGUUUGCCAUAGGCGGUUGCUCGAUAUUGCUUUAAAAUUUUUCGUUGUCCGCCUAGUCAAUUAAAUCCUUCAUUAUUGAUUUAUGAUUUCAAAAAAUCGAGUUGAAAAACGUCAUAAAAGCUCAGAUCGCUCUAGAGAUAAAUUUUCGAGAAGCUGCAAGAACCAAAUGCUCAUAGCUAAAGAUAAAAAGUACCAGUUUCAGCUCGUAAGAAAAUCAUCCGUUCAGCGGAAUAAAAGCGAAAAAAUAGAAGGAAUUUUGUACCAACCAAAUAUAUUACUUCUACAUAAGCCUUCUCAGGUUUAUCAGUUAUGAUUGAGUGAAGUUUCAGCUUCAAUAUUUAAUAAUCAAGAUUUCAAUAUCAGCUUUAAUAAUUCUAUUCUCUGUCACGUUUCAAUGUUGUCAUAGUGCUUAUUUUUUUAAUGUUAAAAGAGUCCGCUACAAACAAGUAAUCGAGGAAGAAUCAUUCUUGUCUCAUAACUGAGUGUUUGAAACAGAGAAGUUCUUUAAAGGCUCGGAGACGUGAAAUUAAUGGCGGACCGAAUCAUCACGAUGCGCGAACAGCUCAAGAGUCUACUGGCUAAGGAAGGAUCCAGCCGUAACUGGGAACACAUCACGAACCAGAUUGGAAUGUUCUGCUUCACGGGAAUCAACCCUCAACAGGUUUCGCUUCUUUGCUUCGAUAUAAAGUUGCAGACCAUUCAUCUAAAAAUGAUAAUAAUCUUUUUUGUAGGGACUUAAUCAACGUGCUUUUUAAAAUCAAGGGUUUUUAGUUUCACAAAAAGCCAGCCGUGAAUCAGCUGUACUAAUCUUCACAUCGCCCCUUUCAAGUGAAGAAAAACUGACUUGAGUCGGGCUGCCACAGCGAAUGGACAUUUUCUAAGCUUAUGUUUUCGCUCAGGUGGAAAAGCUGAUCAAGGACUACUCUGUAUACCUGACGAAAGAUGGUCGCAUCUCCGUGGCUGGAAUCUCGUCGAACAACGUCGGCUACCUCGCACACGCUCUCCACCAAGUCACGAAAUAG
Molecule: messenger RNA, 4170 nt
Organism: Caenorhabditis auriculariae
Lineage: Eukaryota; Metazoa; Nematoda; Chromadorea; Rhabditida; Rhabditidae
Source: the annotation of a GenBank genome assembly